AUGCAGGGGGCCUGCCUGCUGCUGCUGCCGGGCCUGUGGCUACAGCUCUCCCUUGGCCUCGUCCCAGUUGAGGAGGAAGACCCCGCCUUCUGGAACCGCCAGGCAGCCCAGGCCCUUGAUGUGGCUAAGAAGCUGCAGCCCAUCCAGACAGCUGCCAAGAAUGUCAUCCUCUUCUUGGGGGAUGGGAUGGGGGUUUCCACGGUGACAGCCGCUCGGAUCCUAAAGGGGCAGAUGGAUGGCAAGCCGGGACCUGAGACACCCCUGGCCAUGGAUCAGUUCCCAUACGUGGCUCUGUCCAAGACAUACAACGUGGACAGAGAUGUACCAGACAGCGCAGGCACGAGCACCGCCUACUUGUGUGGGGUCAAGACCAACAUGAGGACCAUUGGUGUAAGUGCAGCCGCCCGCUUCGACCAGUGCAGCACGACACGUGGGAAUGAGGUGACGUCUGUGUUGAACCGGGCCAAGAAAGCAGGGAAGUCAGUGGGAGUGGUGACCACCACCAGGGUGCAGGAUGCAUCACCAGCCGGGGCCUACGCGCACACCGUGAAUCGAGACUGGUUCUCCGAUGCUGACCUGCCUGCCGAUGCACAGACGUAUGGCUGCCAGGACAUCGCCACUCAGCUCAUCUACAACAUGGACAUUGAUGUGAUCCUGGGUGGAGGCCGAAAGUACAUGUUUCCUGAGGGGACCCCAGACCCUGAAUACCCAGAUGAUGCCAGUGAGAAUGGAGUCCGGAAGGACAAGCGGAAUCUGGUGCAGGAGUGGCAGGCCAAGCACCAGGGAGCCCAGUAUGUGUGGAACCGCACGGCGCUCCUUCAGGCAUCCACCAACUUCAGUGUAACACACCUCAUGGGCCUCUUUCAGCCAGGAGAAAUGGCCUAUGACAUCUUCCGAGACCACACCACGGACCCAUCCCUGGAGGAGAUGACAGAGGCGGCCCUGCGAGUGCUGAGCAGAAACCCUCGGGGCUUCUUCCUCUUCGUGGAGGGAGGCCGCAUUGACCAUGGACAUCAUGCAAACAUAGCUUAUCGGGCGCUGACUGAGACAAUCAUGUUUGACAAUGCCAUCGCCAAGGCUAGCCAGCUCACCAGUGAAGCAGACACACUGACCCUCGUCACCGCCGACCACUCUCAUGUCUUCACUUUCGGUGGCUACCCACUUCGUGGGACCUCCAUUUUCGGGCUGGCCGACGGCAAGGCCAGUGACCGCAAGUCUUACACCUCCCUCCUCUAUGGCAACGGCCCGGGGUACCGGCUGAACAUGGGCUCACGAGCUGACGUGAAUGAAAAGCAGAGCGUGGAUCCCGAGUACCAGCAGCAAGCCGCCGUGCCCCUAGGGAGCGAGACCCACGCUGGUGAGGACGUGGCAGUGUUUGCACGAGGCCCGUGGGCACACCUGAUGCACGGCGUGCAGGAGCAGACCUUCGUGGCGCAUGUCAUGGCCUUUGCUGCCUGCGUGGAGCCCUACACCACCGACUGCCACCCUCAGCGGCCCAGCGGUCCCUCAGACACUGCCCACCAGCUUCACCCUGCAUCAGAAAUGGGUGAGAGCACCUCCCAGGCUGCAGGCGGGUUUGAUGGGCCUGUGGCCUGUCCACUGUCACAGGUGCUUAACAGACGUCUCUUCUCUUCCGCCCUGUACCGACCCACAGCGGCAGCUCCAAAGAAGUUUUGGAGGACUGUCCAUAUGCAGCAAGGAAGGAACUGGGUCAAGUGA
Molecule: messenger RNA, 1719 nt
Organism: Rangifer tarandus platyrhynchus (Svalbard reindeer)
Lineage: Eukaryota; Metazoa; Chordata; Mammalia; Artiodactyla; Cervidae
Source: the annotation of a GenBank genome assembly